Manihot esculenta (cassava) is the source of this 888-nucleotide messenger RNA. Its product is annotated as poly [ADP-ribose] polymerase tankyrase-1. Bases 76 to 687 code for a protein of 203 amino acids. The transcript is spliced from 6 exons. Gene Ontology annotation, biological process: positive regulation of protein catabolic process; protein ubiquitination. Gene Ontology annotation, molecular function: protein binding. The record is from RefSeq and is a predicted model, not a curated record. Lineage: Eukaryota; Viridiplantae; Streptophyta; Magnoliopsida; Malpighiales; Euphorbiaceae.
UCAACUGCUCCAGAAAUCAAAUCCUGCUGCCUCGUUUCAAGACUCUUAUUGUACAGUGUUGUGUGGAACGCAAAAAUGGCGGUGCAUCGCGAUGGCCUAAUAGAUGAGGAAGAUAACGAAGAAGAGAAUGCUCUCUUCGAAGAGGACGGUUUUGACGUACUCGAUUCCGAUACUCCUCCUCACCUCCGGGAACUUGCCCUCGCUGCUCAAGUCGGCGACGUCGAUGCCCUUCGUCGAGCUCUAGAUAACUUGAACGGUAACAUUGAUGAACUAGUAGAGGACGGGGACACUGCUCUUCAUCUGGUCUGUCUCUACGGUUAUCUACCCUGUGUCCAGCUGCUUCUGGAGAGGGGGGCAAACUUGGAGGCUAAGGAUGAAGAUGGGGCAAUACCACUGCAUGAUGCUUGUGCAGGAGGUUUUACUGAGAUAGUCCAACUGCUGUUAAACAGUGCUAAUAGUGCAGAGUGUGUCAGAAGAAUGCUAGAAACAGUUGAUGCUGAGGGUGAUACUCCUCUUCACCAUGCAGCAAGAGGUGAGCAUGCAGAUGUUAUAAGAUUGCUUCUGGCUUCUGGUGCUUCUGUUACAAAAGCAAACGCUUAUGGAAAGAAGCCAAGUGAGUUACCAGAUCCAGACACAGAAGCCAGGAGAAUUUUGGAAUUUGCUGCUAGUGCUGUUUCAAGCCAGUAGGCUCCGACCAUAUCUGAUAAAGGAGCGGGCUUUAUCUUAGCAUUGUUAGGAGCCACUUUGUUUUUCACCUUGGCUGGUGAUUUUGUUGGGAUCUCUAGUUACGCAGCGUUGUGGAAAGUGGAAACAAAAUGCUUUGCAUGAGGAUUCUCAAAUAUAAAUACAGAAUGAGGAUAUAAAUUAUAAAUAUUUUUAUUAUUGUCA